AUGUUCCAACACUAUUGCAAAUCGAAAGAGUACAUUCAGCAGGCUCACCUUGAAGCCGAGCUUCCUGGAUCUCUACUCCAAGACGCUCUGGUCGUUGCAAAUUUCCCCUCGAAGAACCCACGGCUACACAUCAAGAAAUGGAGUAAAGGACAACUUCCGAACCCAUUUGAACACCGCGAUUCGGGUACCAUCGAUCGACUUGACAGAAUUUACAAUCAACUUGCGGGAUAUAUCGAGGACUAUAUCACAAAGGCCACAUCGAUCUAUCCGCCUCGCGCUUAUAUGUGUAUUCCAUGCCCUUGCUCCAAUGUCGGCCAGCUGCAGUUUAGAGGCCAACCCACUGGGAUCGAUAUACUCAGGGUAGAUACGCUCACAGACCUUGAAAGAAAUCGCCUGUUUCGAGCAUUUUUCAGAUAUGAGCUGGUUUCCAAAAUACAGUAUGUCGAAGACUCGACGGAGCUCGAGCACAUUGACGAGCUAGCUGCCCCAACUGUUCGCAACUUCAGCCACGGCGCGGCCGAAGCAUUUCGAUGCGUUCUCUAUUAUAUGAGAGAUCUGUAUGGCGCUGUUUUCGCUCAUUAUGUCGAUUCUCGACUUCCCGACAUACCGGCCGAAACACCCGCGUAG
This is a messenger RNA of Fusarium proliferatum ET1, 627 nucleotides long. RefSeq lists its product as uncharacterized. Bases 1 to 627 code for a protein of 208 amino acids. The record is from RefSeq and is a predicted model, not a curated record. Lineage: Eukaryota; Fungi; Ascomycota; Sordariomycetes; Hypocreales; Nectriaceae. The transcript has a single exon.